AAAAAGGUGUAAAAAUGGCGGAAAAAGUGAAAAAGAAGCAGUCUUUCUUCCUGAACUUCAAAAGGUUUAACAGUCAAAAAGGGGAGGAGGCUGGGCUACCAAGUACUCCACAAAUACAAAGUGCGCCUCCGAUGUAUAGGCCAACGAGCCAGAUUACAUCCCGACAUAACAAUUCAGCUUCAUCAGAUAAUAUGAAACCCAGAAAAUUAUCUGGUGGAAUCAAAGACUUAAUUCAAUGCGCACUGUGCCUUGAAAUUCUCUCAAAUCCGAAGAUGUUGCCGUGCCAGCAUACUUUCUGCGGUGCCUGUCUUAAAAUCUAUGUUGCAGAUCUUUUAAUAAUCAACUGCCCCAUCUGCCGUACGCGAAUUCAAGUGCAAAAUGUGAACUUUGUGGAUGGACUUCCAUCGAAUCUGUAUAUAGACACAUUGCUGGCCAUGGUUGGUGGUACUGAGGAUCAGAAGCAGCUCGAAACUCCCGCAGCGCUGAUGAAUAAUACCUUACAGAGUGUAGAGUUAUUUGCUUCUGGAGUCAGAUGUUCGCACUGCCGAACGAUAUGCGAUAAUAUGGAAAUUUCAAACUGCGAACAUUGCAAAUCGAACUUCUGCAAAGUUUGCUGGCUACAGCAUUUAGAGGAUAUGCGAACUCAAAUUGGAUCUAUUUUGAAAGAGCUGGACUCGGCUGCUAGUCGGCUUGAUCAUAAAGUUGAACAUUAUGAGGACAGAUUUGAUCGUAUAGUUGAACAGAUAAACACGUCAGCAGAAGAGAAGAUCAACGCUAUCCUUGAAGCGAAAAUGGAGUUGCUAAGAGAAGCAUCUGAGCUGCAUAAGCUAGGUGAUAUGACGGCGUUAGCGUUGAAAUCUUCUUUGGCGGAGGCUUGCGAAGUAGCCAAACGAGCUAUGACGAUCAGGGACAAAAUUGAUGACGAGCAGGUGAUGACAUUCAUAAAUUUACACACAAACACCUUACAACUUUUAACCGAAGUCUCCAAAUGGGACGCCGAAAAGUAUACUUUCGACAAAGAAAAUUUCCGCAUAGAAUCUGACUCCAGCACACCCUAUGACGCCGAGUCAGAUGAUCCUUUGCCCGAAGCAGCGAAGCAAAAUAAUCCUAUGGAGAACGAAGCAAGUUUAACUCUGCACUAUAGAUCCCGCAACUUUAUACCACAUUACAUAUGGCGGAAAACCUCCCGGCCGUCCGGAGUAGGCAUCAGUCCAUGGAAUAACCACCUCUACAUCUGUGGCAUGGACAGUCAUAGCGUCCUGGUUGUGGAACGCUCGCAAGCCAAGAUUGUCACGAGACUAUCCUGCGACGAGAUGCUGUGUCCAGUCCAAAUCGCCUUUAUGAAGAGUUUAGGGGAGAUUUAUGUGACAGAUAAAUGGAAGCACUGUAUUCACGUGUUCUCAAGAGAGGGCGAGUACCUUCGCUCAAUAGGGCAGAAGGGCAGCCGGGUCGGAAUGUUUCGAUCUCCCGAGGGCAUAGCGACUGACAACGCGCAACAUCAUAUUUACGUCGUUGAUACUGGGAAUGAUAGGGUUCAGGUAAUACAGUCUGAUGGGAAAUUCGUCGACCAAUACGGUGUGGCGACCAAACAGCAAGCAAUGCACACCGCUAGCGUUUGGGAGACCAAAGAAAUACUAUGCACUGAAUUCAAUGGACCCACUGCUGUCGCAGUUACAAACGAUAGAGUAAUCAUCCUCGACAGCGGCAACAGGCGGGUCAAAGUUUACAAUAAACAGGAUAAGAGUAAAAUCAUCGAGUUUGGGUCGUUGGGCCAAAGGAAGGGGCAAUUCAGACAACCGGAAUGCUUGGCAGUCGAUCCCAUGGGAUACAUCUUAGUGGGGGAUUCAGGAAAUUGUCGAGUACAAGUUUUUAAACAUAACGGUCAGUUGGUGAGGGUGUUUGGAAGACUGGGCAGUGAACCAGGGAAAUUUGGUUGGAUUUCUGGUAUAUAUGUGACUAAAGAAUUAGAUAUCAUUGUUAGCGAUACGAAGAAUCACAGCGUUAAUUUCUUUUAGAGAGUUUAGCAAACAGAUAAAAGGUAAGUUAAGGUGUUUGGGGGGCCGCUUUUUCAAUGUUAAAUAAAUCAUCUGCGGAAAAAAACUAUCGCACCGUCACAUUUAUCCAACAUCCUCAAUUAAGGAUUAUCUGGCUAUUGACAAAUCUAACCUAAAACUACUGACUAACAUUUCAAAGUAUUACGGGAAGAUGUCACUAAUACAGUGUAAUACCAAAUUUCUUAACUAAAUAGCCAGGUCUUAACGUUACGUUAAUCUCUAAAAUGAGAGAUUAAAACUUUACAGCACUACUUAAUGACUUUCAUUUUAGAGAUGGUUCCACAGACAACAAUAAAAAUGAUAGCUCUAAUUUUGUUUCUUUUCAGUUUAGAUAUUUUUAGUACUAAACUGGCAGGUGAAAAAAUAAUGCCUACUAAUCUUUUUCACAAGAGACAUUGUAAAAAUCAGCACACUAAAUUUAAAAUCCACACAAAAAUAGUAAUAACCCUUUCAAAAGUAAAAAUCAUGCAAAACAGCACCAAUUUUAGACCUGUCAAUUUAGUAUAAUAUUAGUGUUUUAGCCGAAUUACCAUUAUUGUUAAAGGUACCUAUAACAUCUUCUCUGAUCGA
Molecule: messenger RNA, 2624 nt
Organism: Pararge aegeria (speckled wood butterfly)
Lineage: Eukaryota; Metazoa; Arthropoda; Insecta; Lepidoptera; Nymphalidae
Product: RING finger protein nhl-1-like
Exons: 9
Coding region: 15-2015 (666 amino acids)
Biological process (GO): proteasome-mediated ubiquitin-dependent protein catabolic process; negative regulation of translation; protein polyubiquitination
Molecular function (GO): translation repressor activity; ubiquitin protein ligase activity; protein binding
Source: RefSeq, a predicted model, not a curated record